Molecule: messenger RNA, 847 nt
Organism: Anopheles funestus (African malaria mosquito)
Lineage: Eukaryota; Metazoa; Arthropoda; Insecta; Diptera; Culicidae
Product: cuticle protein-like
Exons: 2
Coding region: 97-705 (202 amino acids)
Source: RefSeq, a predicted model, not a curated record
CCAUUGCCGUCGCUCGAAACAGUACAGUCAACGCGAAGCUCUUUCCAGUGAUCAACACAGACCUCUCACAAAACAAUCCUCAAACAAUCAAUCAAAAUGUUCCGAUUGGUGGUGUUGUCCGCUCUUCUCGCCGUUGCCGCUGCUGCUCCAGGGUUCCAAACGAGCCCGCUCGCCUACUCGACCGUUGUUGCUGCUGCACCGACCCUCGUCGCCCAGAAGGAGAUUUCGUACCAGAAGAGCAUCAUCGAGGAGCCGAGUGUGGCGCAUGUUGGAACCGUCCUGAAGACCGUCCCGACCGGAGUGACUCACACCAGCUCGGCUGUGGUGCACGACACCAAGGUCCACGAGAAUGUGUAUGCCCCGACCGUGAAGAAGACCGUUGUGUCGACUCCAGUUGAGAAGACGACCUACGUCCAGGCUGCUACCCCAGUCGUCCAUGCCGCCCCAGCUGUCUAUGCCGCUCCGGUCCAGACUUACGCUUAUGCUGCUCCAGUGGAGAAGACUUACGCUUAUGCUGCCCCAGUUGCCAAGACCUACGCUUAUGCUGAACCAGCUGUCCAGACCUACGUCCAGGCUGCUCCAGCUGCCGUCGCUUACGAGGCCGCCCCAGUGUCCUAUGCUGCUCCUCUGGCCAAGACUGCCUACGUCAGCAGCUACCCGUCGGUGUACUCCGCUCCGGCCGUCUAUGCUAGCCAGUAUCACUAAGCCCCAUGACUGUCCCUUCCUGAUUCCUAGCGUCUUUGGUGACGGUUGUUUUUCUUUUGUUCGCCUUUGAUUGUUUCGGUGAAAGAUGAGAGAAGCAGCUACGUGCGAGAAGAAUAAAUGAUUGAGAUUCGAAUGUUUUAAA